AUACCGAGACAUAAACACACUUGUUAAAAUCAUCUAUCUGAGUUUGUUUUUAUCUUGUAAUGAGCGAACACAAGUAAUUUUUUUCGAAGUGUAAAAACGAUCAGAAUUAAAUUAAUCUAGAUGUGUCGUAGUUUAUUGACGAAAAUUAGCUGGUUAGUUAAAUGUUUAAAAAGUCAUAUUUUAUUUUGUGCUUAUCGGUAUUUGCUUCUCGCCUUGCCUUGUGUGAAUUUUUAGGAAGCAAAAGCGAGAGUGAAUGACUGAACGAGACCGCUUUCUAUACGUACUCAACUCUGUACUGUAGGGCCUAGAUCUAGAUCUAACUGUUGUCGUCGGUGUGCUGAAGAAGAAAUUCUGAAAUGGCACGCUUAUUUCUGUUGUUUUGUGUAUGCCUUUGCAUUCUUACAUGUUAUUCGAAGGGUAAACAGGAGAAAGAAAAAGAGGACGAAUCGCAAAAAUGGAAAAAGAAGGACAUUCGAGAUUACAACGAUGCAGACCUGGAACGUUUAUUCGAACAGUGGGAGGACGGAGAUGAAGACGAACUUGAGGAGGACGAGCUCCCAGAAUGGAAGAGAGAGCCGCCCAAAGUGGACAUAUCCAACAUUGACCCCAAUGACCCAGAAGGUUUCCUCCGAGAGUCUAAGAAAGGCAGGACCCUAAUGAUGUUUGCCACCGUCUCAGGAAACCCCACAGAGGCAGAGUCGGACAAGGUCAGCAGUCUCUGGCACAGCAGCUUAUUCAACGCUCACAUAGACACACAGAGAUAUGUGGUGGGUGACAACCGGGUGCUUUUCAUGCUCAAAGACGGGUCCAAAGCAUGGGAGGUUCGAGACUUUCUCAUCAAACAGGAGCGUUGUGCGGAGGUCACCAUCGAGGGUCAGAGUUUCAAAGGAGCCGGAGCUGAGGAGAAAGACGAAAAGAAACAAAAACCUCAAACAGCCAAGAAGCAAAAGAAAGAAGAAUUGUGAUGAUGGUGCAGAGUUAUGGAUUCAAGACAGCUGAAGCUGCCAUUGUGCAGUAGUCUCCACCUUAACGCAUGGUACAUAAGGGGGGGGGCUCCUGCCUAAGUGUGUGUUUUUAUGGAGCAUACUUUUUUGUGAAUGCGUGCAAAAGGGGCAAGGGACACACAGUCAUCUCAUUUCCUAGGUAAUUUACUCAUUACUGUUGCCUCCCUUUGGGGAUGGGGAUCACUGACUGUCACUGAUAAAGGGAUAAAAAGUGACUGUUUAAUAAAGGUUUCCCCAUGCGGGGUUACAUUGAAUGAAAUUUGGAAAAGUAGCAGAAAGACCAACUCACUGUACUGAUGUGCACUAAUAUGUCAGGAACAGAUAAAAGGACACUGUUGGGGGAGAGCACUCAGCCAUGCGGCUUUCCAGGCGACCACUCCAGACUCCCUGUCAUCUGUUACGAACCAGUAAAUGCAUGGAUGACAUCAGAUGUUCUGAGAGAUUUUUCUCUAGCUAUUCAUUGAACAAGUACUAUAAGUUCUCGGAGCCAACUGUUGAUCACUUGACUGUGCAUUUAGAGGAGGUGUGGGUGAUUAGCAAGUGCUCUGGUGUGGUUCGCUCCUUCUUUCCUAUCAAACAUUUAUUUUCCUUUCUCUCCUUUUGUGUAUUUGUUACUCUCUGGUAAAACCUCUGAUCUUUGGCACUUAUAUGCCCUAAUUGUGGUGUAAAACUCUUACAAAAACAAAAACAUCAGAGGAACUGGCAGUGCGUUAGCGUGUCUAAUAAUUUUAGAAAACCUGUUGAAUGAUGGAAGCCUGCUUUUGAGCAGAGUGAGCCUUUCUUUGUAUGGUGUGCGUUCAGGCGGAGACUACUGUAUUGUUGACCUCUGGGCUUUAAGGUGCUUUGCAUAUUACAUUGUCCUGUGUGUAUGAUGUUUUUAUGUUGUCACAGAUGGUGGUGGAAAUUGUGGGGAUUUGUUUUUGUUGGUGUUUGAUAAUCACAGUGACGAUGAAAAGUGAAUGAGAGAGAGGUGGAGAGAGCCAGAAUUAUGACUUGCAAGUUACUAGAUAUGCAUAGCUUCCAACCAGUUCUUUAAAAAAACGUAUUUAAUAUGUUUUUGGGGUUCCGAGUACACUAAUGUGAUUUCAUAUUGGAAAAUAAUAUAUUACAGUAUUCUCUGUGUUCUAGUGCUGCUUUUCCCAAACUUGCAGAUACUGAUGAAAGAUGAAUUUAUUAAGUACCAGUAUAAGACUGACUUUGCGAUUAAUGAUGAGGGAAGAUCUUUUGCUGUGUGUCUUCUGUUAUAGCUUGAGUGAACUGAAUGAAUGCAGAACAGUGGGAAGGUUUGAUGGUGGGUUGCUCGGCCAAUGCCCUCCAUCUUGACUCACAGCUUGGGUAGAAUCUGUUUAUUUGGUUUUAAAAAGUCAGCAGCUAUGGUUAUGAUUUAUAGAUAAUACCUCAGUAUAAACCAGAUGUAAUUGACAGAGAGAGAUUGAAAGGAAAGACAGUGAGAGAGAGAACCAUUUGUGCUGAAAGGGUUUACAUUUUAUAUCAUGUGAUGAUGAUGGCACCUGUGGCUAACUAGGCCCCCCCAUGUGCAUAUAUCAGAAAAUGCUGUUUUCACUGAGUACAAGUGAAUUGUAGAUAUAAUUCAUUCUGUUACAUCAUUUUGUGUCGCUUCAGAUGUUGCACGUAUGACUCGUUGACUGCUGUGUCUUGUCCUUUAUUUUGUCUUGACUUUUGUCUUCUGUUGGCAGCGAUCUUUUGCCAUCUGUUCCUACCGGCUUCUGAGAGUGAUGUUUUGCCAAUGUAUGAAAAGGAACACCCAUGAACACAUGUUAUUUGUCCCUUAAGAAUCAUCAUGCAUCAUCCUUCAACUUCCUGAAUUGUAUGAUCUUUAUUAAAGUAAUUUAAAUUUGCUGUGCAGCACCGCUAGUUGACUGGCCACACACAGCAUACGGCACAUGUACCCUCUUGGCAGCUGUGCAGCGAUAAUCUCCUUUUCUCCUGCCCACGACUCUGCAAGCCAACAAUUGACACAUGGUGGAAGCCGGAAGACUCUCUCUUCAAGUUUGGGACAGAGGGAAAUAACCCAUGGUAACAUUAUCCUCAUUUGGUCAUAGCAGAAUACUUUCCCAAGACAUGGAGCAGUCAGUGCUAUAUAUUAACACAAGACUAUUAAAACCCCAUUAUACUGCCUGCCCCACUUCACUGCCAACUUCAGUCUCAUCCUCCUAAGGUUGGUGAAAUUGCAGGAGUUGACUGUACUUGUGUUGUGAUAUAGUGUUCUAAGCAUGUUUCUAC
Aplysia californica (California sea hare) is the source of this 3248-nucleotide messenger RNA. Its product is annotated as LDLR chaperone boca. Lineage: Eukaryota; Metazoa; Mollusca; Gastropoda; Aplysiida; Aplysiidae. The record is from RefSeq and is a predicted model, not a curated record. Gene Ontology annotation, biological process: protein folding. The coding region runs from base 357 to 965 and encodes 202 amino acids. The transcript has 5 exons.